AUGACUGUCAUGUUUGUGACCAUGAGGCGCAUUGGAUAUAUAACUGCGUUUCUGCUCUCUGCGGCUGUCCUCGGAUUGUCGGCCAACUUCGCAAGAUUAUUCCUCCCGCAUAUCAAUCGUGAUUUCGUUAUCUUCGCCCUGAUUCCACCAUCAGCCACCAUCUUCGCUUUUCUAUGGAUAAUGCAGUUCUCGCAGCCGAUAGUGGAGGUGACGCUCCACUUCAUCGUCGGUGUGUUGUGGCUAGCAUUGGGUGCAUGGUCCGCGGAUGUGAUCGGAUAUCAGCAAUGCUACCCACUCCAAACACAGCAGCCUACAACCAAAGGAAGUAUCUCUUCGCGAUCAUAUUGCUACCAAAUGAAGGUCACUGAAGCCUUAUCGUGGACUCUAUUCGUGUUAUUUGUAUUCUUCUUCAUUAUCCUGAUCACGCUUACGUCGCGUGCAGUCAUUUGUGGCCGGUACUAUGCAUGGCGGGAACACGUCUCGCAGCUAGGCUGGUUUGGAGAAUUUCCAGGAUACCCCACUGAAGCUAUUUACCCGCGAACCCCAAUGUAUGGAGGAUACGGUCAGCCAUAUCCAAUGAUGGGAGCAUACCAUGUACAACAGAUGCCUGGUCACUCCGUCGUGGUUCAGCCAGGUGUUAAUGGUGGCCAGCCUAUGGUCACUCACAUGCCGGCCUAG
Suillus fuscotomentosus is the source of this 678-nucleotide messenger RNA. RefSeq lists its product as uncharacterized. The record is from RefSeq and is a predicted model, not a curated record. NCBI's taxonomy places the organism in Eukaryota, Fungi, Basidiomycota, Agaricomycetes, Boletales, Suillaceae. The transcript has 8 exons. The coding region runs from base 1 to 678 and encodes 225 amino acids.